AUGGCAUGUUGUUCCACAGGAAUCGAAACAUUCUGGGCAAAUCAUCAAGAAGGAUAUCUAUCGAUUAUUCGACAUCUAUUGAAGAUGUUUCAAUGCAAGAUUUCAACUUAUAGUGGCUAUUCUGAUAGUGAUUUAUUUCAACCAACAAUUUCAAUGUUGCUUGAUCUGCAAGUGGAAUUCGAGGAGCUAUGUAUUCACUUUAAAGGAUCAAAGGAUGAAAACUUGUUGUGGAACCAGAUCUCCAGGAACUUGGGACUUGUUGAGGAUCUUAGAAUCUUGUCUAGUUUUGAUACUGAUUUUAAACUAGUUUUCACUUCAUGGCCACAAAACAUCACGAUCUGGGAUUGCUAUUGGUUCACUCUGGAAUCUCUUAUGGCGUGCACUUCUUCUACAAUUACACUUUACUUUUCUCAUCUGGAAAACAAGGACAUGGAUAAGAUACUCAGAGAAUGGAGAGCUGGAGAGUUACCGAAUCUAAAGCGUCUGAUCAUUGCCAGCUGGAGAUUCGAAGAGAAUGGAGAACAUAUUUUGGGAAUGAAUCUAUUGGAGAUAGACGGGAUGGUUAUCCAAGCUGAUGACGGUUCAAAAACGGCAACUAUUAAACUUGGUCAACAUUAUAUUGAAAUGUCUGUGACUCUAUUUCAAUAA
Messenger RNA from Caenorhabditis remanei, 648 nucleotides. RefSeq lists its product as uncharacterized. The record is from RefSeq and is a predicted model, not a curated record. Lineage: Eukaryota; Metazoa; Nematoda; Chromadorea; Rhabditida; Rhabditidae. Bases 1 to 648 code for a protein of 215 amino acids. The transcript has a single exon. Gene Ontology annotation, biological process: embryo development.